Molecule: messenger RNA, 428 nt
Organism: Rhagoletis zephyria (snowberry fruit fly)
Lineage: Eukaryota; Metazoa; Arthropoda; Insecta; Diptera; Tephritidae
Product: probable arginine--tRNA ligase, cytoplasmic
Source: RefSeq, a predicted model, not a curated record
AUAUCAAUUGAAUUGGAAGAUGAAGAAGUGUACACAAGGUUGGAAAAUGAGAACAUGAAGCUAAAGGAUCGAUUAGCAAUUUGGAGUAAGGUUAUUGUUGCAGAAGAAAACGCUGCAACCAUUGCAGUUGUUGCAAAAUAUGUGCCAGCAGUAGUGCCCACCGCCGUCGGUGCAAUGAGGGCUGAGCAAACGCCAUCUCCUGGGCAUUCCCACAGCUUGCCGACACCAGCUAUUAUAUCACAUGUGAAUGCAACUUCAGCUAAAUUUGAUUAUUAUCAGUGCAAUAGUAUCUUGUCUUGGGCAAAAGCACUAUAGACUGCUGGCACAAAUAAAUCGCCCAGAGAUAUAGCCAACGAAAUAAAUAAACAUGAUAUACAAUCGCCACCUGUGGUUAUGUUAAUGCAAAAAUUUAUAACAAUUUUUUUAUA